Molecule: messenger RNA, 2601 nt
Organism: Pan troglodytes (chimpanzee)
Lineage: Eukaryota; Metazoa; Chordata; Mammalia; Primates; Hominidae
Gene: MPZL2
Product: myelin protein zero like 2
Exons: 6
Coding region: 139-786 (215 amino acids)
Biological process (GO): cell-cell adhesion
Cellular component (GO): plasma membrane
Source: RefSeq, a predicted model, not a curated record
GGCACAGGUGAGGAACUCAACUCAAACUCCUCUCUCUGGGAAAACGCGGUGCUUGCUCCUCCCGGAGUGGCCUUGGCAGGGUGUUGGAGCCCUCGGUCUGCCCGGUCUGGUCUCUGGGGCCAAGGCUGGGUUUCCCUCAUGUAUGGCAAGAGCUCUACUCGUGCGGUGCUUCUUCUCCUUGGCAUACAGCUCACAGCUCUUUGGCCUAUAGCAGCUGUGGAAAUUUAUACCUCCCGGGUGCUGGAGGCAGUUAAUGGGACAGAUGCUCGGUUAAAAUGCACUUUCUCCAGCUUUGCCCCUGUGGGCGAUGCUCUAACAGUGACCUGGAAUUUUCGUCCUCUAGACGGGGGACCUGAGCAGUUUGUAUUCUACUACCACAUAGAUCCCUUCCAACCCAUGAGUGGGCGGUUUAAGGACCGGGUGUCUUGGGAUGGGAAUCCUGAGCGGUACGAUGCCUCCAUCCUUCUCUGGAAACUGCAGUUCGACGACAAUGGGACAUACACCUGCCAGGUGAAGAACCCACCUGAUGUUGAUGGGGUGAUAGGGGAGAUCCGGCUCAGCGUCGUGCACACUGUACGCUUCUCUGAGAUCCACUUCCUGGCUCUGGCCAUUGGCUCUGCCUGUGCACUGAUGAUCAUAAUAGUAAUUGUAGUGGUCCUCUUCCAGCAUUACCGGAAAAAGCGAUGGGCCGAAAGAGCUCAUAAAGUGGUGGAGAUAAAAUCAAAAGAAGAGGAAAGGCUCAACCAAGAGAAAAAGGUCCCCGUUUAUUUAGAAGACACAGACUAACAAUUUUAGAUGGAAGCUGAGAUGAUUUCCAAGAACAAGAACCCUAGUAUUUCUUGAAGUUAAUGGAAACUUUUCUUUGGCUUUUCCAGUUGUGACCCGUUUUCCAACCAGUUCUGCAGCAUAUCAGAUUCUAGACAAGCAACACCCCUCUGGAGCCAGCACAGUGCUCCUCCAUAUCACCGGUCAUACACAGCCUCAUUAUUAAGGUCUUAUUUAAUUUCAGAGUGUAAAUUUUUUCAAGUGCUCAUUAGGUUUUAUAAACAAGAAGCUACAUUUUUGCCCUUAAGACACUACUUACAGUGUUAUGACUUGUAUACACAUAUAUUGGUAUCAAAGGGGAUAAAAGCCAAUUUGUCUGUUACAUUUCCUUUCACGUAUUUCUUUUAGCAGCACUUCUGCUACUAAAGUUAAUGUGUUUACUCUCUUUCCUUCCCACAUUCUCAAUUAAAAGGUGAGCUAAGCCUCCUCGGUGUUUCUGAUUAACAGUAAAUCCUAAAUUCAAACUGUUAAAUGACAUUUUUAUUUUUAUGUCUCUCCUUAACUAUGAGACACAUCUUGUUUUAUUGAAUUUCUUUCAAUAUUCCAGGUGAUAGAUUUUUGUUGUUUUGUUAAUUAAUCCAAGAUUUACAAUAGCACAACGCUAAAUCACACAGUAACUACAAAAGAUUACAUAGAUAUGAAAAGAUUGGCAGAUGCCAUUGCAGGAUGAAUCACUUGUCACUUUUCUUCUGUGCUGGGAAAAAUAAUCAACAAUGUGGGUCUUUCAUGAGCAGUGACGGAUAGUUUAGCUUACUAUGUUUCCCCCUCAAUUCAAUGAUCUAUAACAACAGAGCAAAAUCUAUGCUCAUUUGCAGACUGGAAUCAUUAAGUAAUUUAAUAAAAAGAUUGUGAAACAGCAUAUUACAAGUUUGAAAAUUCAGGGCUGGUGAAAAAAAAUCAACUCUAAAUGAUGAUAAUUUUGUACAGUUUUAUAUAAAACUCUGAGAACUAGAAGAAAUUAUUAACUUUUUUCUUUUUAAAUUCUAAUUCACUUGUUUAUUUUGGGGGAGGAAGACUUUGGUAUGGAGCAAAGAAAUACCAAAACUACUUGAAAUGGAAUAAAACCAACUUUAUUCUUUUUUCCCCCCAUACUGGUAGAUAAAGCAAACUUUGUAAGUGGGCUAUUGAAAGAAAAGUUACAAGCUUAAAAUACAGAAGCAUUUGUUCAAAGGAUAGAAAACAUCGAAAAGUUUAGGCUCAAGAUCAAUCUUUACAGACUGAUAUUUUCAGUUUUUAAUCGACUGGACUGCAGAUGUUAUUUCUUUUAACAAACUGGAAUUUUCAAACAGAUUAUCUGUAUUUAAAUGUAUAGACCUUGAUAUUUUUCCAAUACUAUUUUUUAAAAAAUUGUAUGAUUUACAUAUGAACCUCAAUUCUGAAAUUCAUUACAUAUCUGUCUCAUUCUGCCUUUUGUACUGUCUAAAAAAGCAAAGUUUUAAAGUGCAAUUUUAAAACUGUAAAUUACAUCUGAAGGCUAUAUAUCCUUUAAUCACAUUUUAUAUUUUUUCUUCACAAUUCUAACCUUUGAAAAUAUUAUAACUGGAUAUUUCUUCAAACAGAUGUCCUGGAUGAUGGUCCAUAAGAAUAAUGAAGAAGUAGUUAAAAAUGUAUGGACAGUUUUUCCGGCAAAAUUUGUAGCUUAUGUCUUGGCUAAAUAGUCAAGGGGUAAUAUGGGCCUGUUGUUUAGUGUCUCCUUCCUAAAGAGCACUUUUGUAUUGUAAUUUAUUUUUUAUUAUGCUUUAAACACUAUGUAAAUAAACCUUUAGUAAUAAAGAA